AUUUAAACACGUUUGUCAAUGUCCUAUAGAAACUGUGAUACCAUCUUCACUGAGUCUUAAGAAACAAAUAAGAACUUAAAUUUAUCUACUCCACCAUUUAAAAAAAUAUUCUAAAGCAAUGAGAUAACAUUUCCAUAAACACAUAACAAGAGUAACUUUUAGUAUGAGUUUUAUAAUGAUUCUAAUAGAACUCCAUAAACUAAAAAUAUAUCUGUAAGCAAUUCAGAACAAAAAUCCUUUUUAAAAUUCCAAUCUUAGAAUUCAAUCGGAAAUUUUAAUAACUUAGCAUAAAAUUUAUUUAAAACCAAUACUAAAGAUUAAAAAUAAGAGUAUGUGUAAUAUAUCACUUAAAAUAAAAUACGAUAUAAAGAAUUAUAUUUUAAAUUCAAAUAUCAUAUUCAAAAUAUAAACUUAAUAAAAUUUAUUUUAUUAAUUAAUUUUUUAUAAUAGGAUUGAAGAAAUUAAACCUUGUAAUUGCAAGAAAAGUAAAUGCCUAAAAUUAUAUUGUGAUUGUUUUGCAGCUGGUAAAUUAUGUUCAUCAAAAUGCAAUUGUUGUGGUUGUUUUAAUAACAGUUCAAAUUUGAUAGAGAGAAACUUAUUUAUGGAGAAAGUGGCUGAAAAGAAUCCAGAAGCAUUUAAUUAAAAAGUAAAAGAAGUUGAUUACAAAUUGGCACAUUCAAAAGUAAAUAAUAUUUUUAAUCUAAAUAAGGGAUGUAAUUGUAGAAAAAGUGGUUGUAAGAAGAAAUAUUGUGAAUGCUAUUAAAUGGGAAUUGAAUGUUCUGAUAAUUGUAAAUGUGAUGGAUGUUAAAACUGUUCUUCUAAUAAAUUGGUUAAAAUCUUUACUUAAUAAGACAUUUCACAAUUUUCUAGAUAACUUAAAUAGUUAAGUCAACCAUUUUGA
Paramecium sonneborni is the source of this 901-nucleotide messenger RNA. Lineage: Eukaryota; Ciliophora; Oligohymenophorea; Peniculida; Parameciidae. The record is from the annotation of a GenBank genome assembly.